Messenger RNA from Leishmania braziliensis MHOM/BR/75/M2904, 1302 nucleotides. RefSeq lists its product as hypothetical. The record is from RefSeq and is a predicted model, not a curated record. Lineage: Eukaryota; Euglenozoa; Kinetoplastea; Trypanosomatida; Trypanosomatidae. Bases 1 to 1302 code for a protein of 433 amino acids. The transcript has a single exon.
AUGGUGGGCCCACCACGCCUUCCUUCCGCUGCGGCGCGCGCCUUGGUGACGUUUCUCUUGUUUCUGGGUCUUGUUCACCUAGCGUAUGGGUGGUCUAGCUCUGAUGCGUACACGAUUGUCCUGUUAAACGACUUUGACACGGACCUCGUGCUACAGGAUCAGUUCUACAACGCUCCCAACGGCACGCUCUUGACCAUUGCGCGCAGUGGGUAUCGCCUCAUGGAAAGAGGUAUCGCGCCAUCGACCUCUGCGUCCACUUUGACAGCGACCAAAGGGGCGUCAGCGUCGGCGGGAGAGGCAGCACCCACGCCCGUCUAUGCCCUGGACGAGCGCCUCUCCACCGCGAUGGCGUAUCAAGGCAUGAAAGCCGUGAAUUCCCCUCUCCCAUUUCGCUGUCGACUCUCCGGAGAGUGGGUGGUGUGGAGCAAGGAGCGGCCGCGCGGAAGUGGGGUGGAUGAGCAGCCUCGAGGAAAGGACGCUGAGCCGGAACCGGCUCUGUUGCACUGCCGACUUCCGCUUCCACAGAACCAGAUGGAGCAAGCGUUGCAGCAGCGCCGCUACAUUGCGCAUAAUCGCGCUGCCAUGUCUGCUGCACUCGAAGCGUGGUGGCACACUGCUGCCAGCGAGCAGGCCUCCCGCUGCCUGUACGGAGACGGCGAGAAGGCAUUGACGGGAACGGAGCGAUACUACGAGCUGUGCCCCGCCGGCGUUGUGUACCGAGUUCAGCACCAGCGCCUUAAGCGCCUGCUACAGAUCCCCUCUCAGCACCGCGGCACCGGGGACGACUUCAUGCGAAUGGAGGACACACCAAGUGUUCUCCACUUCUUGCACAAGAUGCACUACAGCCCGUCGAACCGGGAUGCCAUCUUGCAGAACUCGCAGUACAACGGCGUCUUUGAGCCGAUAGGUCGGUACCACUCCCGUCUUUCGAAGCCGCGAUGGAACAUGGAGUACCUGGUGUGGGAGAGUUGGUAUCCAUCAACGAAUCCGUGUGCCACACACUACACGUUACUCUCCGAUUUUUCGGGGGCAGGGGUCAGUAACGAAAACACUACUGCGCGAACUCGAGGAGCACCACGUGCGGUGCGGCCGCAAGACGCCUACUGGAAAACAGUGGUGCGCUUCAGGUGCCCGUCGCACCGCUCCGAAGAGCGGACGCACAAGACGUCCCUGUGGACGGUGACUGAGGCUCGCCAACUCUGUGAAUACCACGUGGAGGUGAUGAGCGACCUGGUCUGCGGCUGGGAGCAGGAGCUGGACAGUUUCCAUGUGAACCCUGUGCCGUGUGUAGUGGUGGAUUGA